AUGCACUUAAUACUCCUCCUCCUCCUCGUAUCAGCCGCCGAUGCCGCCCCGAAGCUGCCUCCGCCGCCGCAGAACUACGUGCAGCAGUUCCUGGGCGCGCAGAACACGGCGCGGGCGGCGCUGAAGCUGCCGCCGCUGGUGUGGGACCAGCGAGUGGCCGCCUACGCGGCCGCGUACGCCGGGCAGCGGCGGGGCGACUGCGCGCUGCAGCACUCGAACGGGCCGUACGGGGAGAACAUAUUCUGGGGGAGCGGCGGCGGGUGGACGCCGGCGCAGGCGGCGGCGGCGUGGGUGUCGGAGCGGCGGGGGUACAACUACUGGUCGAACACGUGCGCGUACAGGCAGGAGUGCGGGCACUACACGCAGAUUGUGUGGAGAGGUACGAGGAGGAUUGGGUGCUCGAGAGUUGUCUGUAAUGGCGGUAGAGGUGUUUUCAUGAUUUGUAACUAUGAUCCACCUGGAAAUUUCAUUGGAGAGAGGCCUUAUUAAUAUUUAUUUUUAUUACAUAU
This is a messenger RNA of Erythranthe guttata (spotted monkey flower), 509 nucleotides long. Its product is annotated as pathogenesis-related protein PR-1. Gene Ontology annotation, cellular component: extracellular region. Lineage: Eukaryota; Viridiplantae; Streptophyta; Magnoliopsida; Lamiales; Phrymaceae. The record is from RefSeq and is a predicted model, not a curated record.